CACCCCCACCUCUUCUCCCCGCCGCCGUCGGCAGCCAUGGCCCUGCGCUACCCCAUGGCCGUGGGCCUCAACAAGGGCCACAAGGUGACCAAGAACGUGAGCAAGCCGAGACACAGCCGCCGCCGCGGGCGCCUCACCAAGCACAGCAAGUUCGUGCGGGACAUGAUCCGGGAGGUGUGCGGCUUCGCCCCGUACGAGCGGCGCGCCAUGGAGCUGCUCAAGGUCUCCAAGGACAAGCGCGCCCUCAAGUUCAUCAAGAAGAGGGUGGGCACGCACAUCCGCGCCAAGAGGAAGCGCGAGGAGCUGAGCAACGUGCUGGCGGCCAUGAGGAAGGCGGCGGCCAAGAAGGACUGAGCCCUGCCCUGUGCGCGCAAUAAAAGCUUUCCAGAA
This is a messenger RNA of Ceratotherium simum simum (southern white rhinoceros), 390 nucleotides long. RefSeq names its product ribosomal protein L36 (gene RPL36). The record is from RefSeq and is a predicted model, not a curated record. Gene Ontology annotation, cellular component: ribosome. Gene Ontology annotation, biological process: translation. Gene Ontology annotation, molecular function: structural constituent of ribosome. NCBI's taxonomy places the organism in Eukaryota, Metazoa, Chordata, Mammalia, Perissodactyla, Rhinocerotidae.